AUGGAUUUGAAUUCAAGCCCACUACCUUUUUGGAUUAAAAACAAGAAACAACAGACCUUGGUAUUUGACUUCAGCAAUGUUUACAGUGAAAAUUGCAUGGAUGCUGCUACCGACGAGGAAGGAAAUUCAGACAUCAUAUUAAGAAGACGGAAAAGCUACUUUAAUGUUAUUUUCUCAAGUUUCAAGACGUCAAGUGAAGCUACUAAGCUUCAAAAGGAAUGUUUAGAUAGGAUGGAUGAAAGGAAAAUUCUUCAGAGGGUUUUAAAAAGUUUUUCUCGCUACUCGUUUGAUAAUUUUUUGAGGAAAGAUUAUCAAGACAGCUUUAUGGAAGAAAUGCACGAUUUCCCUCUUAGAAUGGAACAAUGA
Clunio marinus is the source of this 366-nucleotide messenger RNA. Lineage: Eukaryota; Metazoa; Arthropoda; Insecta; Diptera; Chironomidae. The record is from the annotation of a GenBank genome assembly.